AUGCAAUUCCUGCUCCACCAUAGCCCAACAGCUCAGUGGAGCACACCGUGCUACCUGGUGUGUGUAUUUAUUAUAGUCGCCUGCUCUGGACCAGCUUCACCUCUUCAUGCCCCUCCAGUGACAACAGGUCUCCGCUCUGCUUUCUCUGCCACACGCACCGACAGUGUCGUGGGAGGCAAGCAGAAGGCCGUGACCUUCAACAGGCUCAUGGUCAACAUUGGUGGGGAUUUCAAUCCAGACACCGGCCACUUCCGCUGCCGCGUUCCAGGGGCUUACUACUUCUCUUUCUCCGUGGGUAAGUUUCCAAAGAAAAUGCUUUCUGUGAUACUUGCGAAGAAUGGAGAGGAGGUGCAGGCUAUAGCAUAUGACGACUACCGCAAGAAAGGGAGGAAAGUUCAAAGCCAAAGCAUAAUGAUCAGUUUGAAGGAAAUGGACACAGUGUGGCUGCUUUUACAGCAGAGUCCUCAAUAUGCUUUGUACAGCAAUGCCGGCCCUUACAUCACCUUCUCUGGAUACCUUGUCUUUCCGGACAUUUCCCCAACCGGCUACGUCAGCAACCACCUGUCCCCAUCGGGAGUGUCCUACCCAAACUGUCCCCCUCAGUCUGUCCCCUUGGCCAGAGGUCAGACUUCAGAGCAGCCACAGUCUGCGUUCUCUAUGGCACGGACAUCCACACUCAUGGGUCAGAGCAACAAGCAGCCAGACAAGCCACCUUUGACCUUUGAUGUGGAAUACGUCAACAUCGGGGGCCAUUUCAACAAAACCUCAGGUGUGUUCACCUGCCAUUUUCCAGGCGCCUACUUCUUCGCCUUCACUGUGGGGAAACAUCCUCGUAAGGCGGUUUCUGUGAAGCUGAUGACCGGGAAGGGCGAGGUGCAGGCGAUGGUGUUUGAUGAGGACACAUCGAAGAGAAGGGAAAUGCAAAGUCAGAGCUUGCUGCUGUCUCUCCGCCGGGGUGACAGUGUGUGGCUGUACAGUCAGCAGGAUGAGCGCUAUGCUGUCUACAGCAACCAGGGGAGGUACACUACCUUUUCUGGCUUCCUGGUUUAUCUUGAAGCAGAAACACUAACACCUCCCACCACUCAGGACAGAACUCCCCUCUAA
Messenger RNA from Cyclopterus lumpus (lumpfish), 1104 nucleotides. RefSeq lists its product as uncharacterized. NCBI's taxonomy places the organism in Eukaryota, Metazoa, Chordata, Actinopteri, Perciformes, Cyclopteridae. Gene Ontology annotation, molecular function: protein binding. The transcript has 2 exons. Bases 1 to 1104 code for a protein of 367 amino acids. The record is from RefSeq and is a predicted model, not a curated record.